AUGAUCCAUGCAGAACCGAAGCCGCCUGAGUCUAUGCGAAGGCGUGAGCAGCGGGCGAGUUUGCCUCAGCGCACGACGGUUAGCGACUUCGAGGAUGAGUUGUGGGAUAGAUGGACGGGUUGGGCCCAGAUAAUAGCGAAUGGCGGACACUCGAACCGCCAACGGAAAUGGACGAAAGUAUCGCACGUCAAGAUGGCCUUCAAACCGCUCCGGUUCGAUCUUCACCUCACGCGUAAGGUGCUUAGCAAACGGGCAAGGGAGGCUGCUCCGGCAGAAAUUGCGGUGUACUACAACAAGCUAUUUCCGUUUUACGCUGGACCAGAACAGAUCGUCUUCCUGGACGAGACAGCAAAAGCCGGUCGUGACUGUAUGCGUCG
Molecule: messenger RNA, 377 nt
Organism: Phytophthora nicotianae INRA-310
Lineage: Eukaryota; Oomycota; Peronosporomycetes; Peronosporales; Peronosporaceae
Exons: 3
Source: RefSeq, a predicted model, not a curated record